AUGUUGAGUAAAGGCUGUGCCAUUAAUAUUUUAUUCGCUAUUCAAAAAAGUCAUUUCAUUCCUUUGAGACAAUAUGCUGAUGGACAAAUAACUUCAUCCAUGUAUUGUAGACUUGUUAAAGAAGGAAAAAUUAGGCAUGACGAUUUCCAAUUUUCGAUUGUCAGACAACUUGAUGUACUUUGUAAAGAGUUACACUCAUACUAUAACAGAAGUCGAUUAUUAUCAGUGAUUAGUAAUCAAAGUGCUCCUAGAGGUAUUUAUCUGUACGGUUCUGUGGGUUGCGGGAAGACUAUGUUAAUGGAUUUGUUUUAUGAGUGCUGUAGUCUCGAUUACAAGUGGAGAACUCACUUCCACUCAUUCAUGUUUGAAGUACAUGGAAGGCUACAUUCUGUUCGUUCAUCUGCUCCAAGAAACAAAAACUCAUUUGAUCCUAUUCCUCCAGUAGCGACAAGUAUCAUUGAUCAAUACAAAUUGUUAUGCUUCGAUGAAUUUCAGGUUACAGAUAUUGCAGAUGCAAUGAUAUUAAAACGAUUAUUUGAGAAUUUAUUUAAUCUUGGCGCUGUUGUUGUUGCCACAUCAAAUCGUUGUCCGGACGAUCUAUACAAAAAUGGGUUACAACGUGUAAACUUUGUACCUUUUAUAGGUCUUCUUAAAGAAAAGUGUCAUAUAGUCAACUUGGAUUCUGGUGUGGAUUACCGUACAAAAAUAAGUGAAACAUUAUUCAAAGAAUCAGAUCUUCCCCUGUAUCUAGAUUAUUCUACUCGAAAUGACGAUAUACAUAAUCAACUUGAAAAAUGGUUUACAAAAUUAACAAUUGAAGAUGGUCAUGUUGGACCACCAGUAGUUGGAACAAUUUCAACAUAUGGGCGUGUAGUUACCUUUAAACAAACUGGUGGAAAUAUUUUAAAAUGUACAUUUGAUGAGUUGUGCAAUGUGCCUUUAGGUGCCGCUGAUUAUAUGAAUUUAACUAAACGUUUUCAUACAAUAAUUUUAUGUGAUGUACCACAAAUGGGAAUGCAUAAUUUACCAAGUUUAAAACGUUUUACACAUUUCAUUGAUGUUCUAUAUGAUACACAUACUCGUCUUAUUAUUGGUGCUAAUUGUUCACUUGAAAAUUUAUUAUUAUUAUCUAAUAAUGAUACAUCUAUUGAAUUACAAUUUCAUCAUCGACAAUUAAUGGAUGAUUUAAAGAUGAAUAUGGAUCAUCCAACUAAUAUGAAAGCAUCAAUAUUUACAGGUGAUGAAGAUUUGUUUGCUUAUUCUAGAACAUUAUCCAGAUUACGUGAAAUGCGUUCAAAAGUAUACUGGGAUCAAAGUGGACCAAAUCGUAAAGUUGACUAA
Molecule: messenger RNA, 1341 nt
Organism: Schistosoma curassoni
Lineage: Eukaryota; Metazoa; Platyhelminthes; Trematoda; Strigeidida; Schistosomatidae
Source: the annotation of a GenBank genome assembly